AUGGCCGCCGCCGCCGUUCCCGCCGCUGCUCCCGCCACUGCCGUCGCCCAGCCCACUGCCACCACCGCCGCUGAUCCCGCUGCCGCCGCCGCCGAUGCUGCCGGCCCCGUCGUCGUUGCCCCCGUGGGCACGGCGGCGGUCUUCUUGUUUCCCACGGCCCCCGUUAGCAAGGCCCACCUGCUGGCGAUCGAAGUGUAUGCCGUCUGCUCCUCCCGCAUAGAGGCGGCGCAGCUCGCCCUGGUCGUGCGGUUGUGCUGUGACGACUCCCUGCGGGAGACGGCGGCCUUCCUGGCCACGUACCUCAAGUUCCGGCGGUCGAUGCCCGCGCCCAUGAUCGACAUGAUCAUGGAGAGGACCAUGGGCAGCAACCUGCUGCAGACGGUGGCGGCGCGCCUCUUUAGCCUGCCCAACUCGAUGCGCGGUCCGCACGACCGCUGGUUCUUCAACCAGUUCUGGCCGCGCUUCUCGGACAACCCCGCCGUCGGCCCGCGCCUCUGGGAGGCCAUGAAGCGCCGCGACAUCGUGUCGUGGUUCGUGCUGUCGGACGAGGACCGCGCCCGGCCCGUGCCGGACCUGAUGCCCGUCAAGCAGGCGCUGCUCGCCUUCAUGGCCGAGAUCCCGGACGGCAGCGAGCCCGUCGACGGCGAGGGCGGCGUCGGCCCCCUCCGCGUCGACAUGCAGUCGGGCGCCGACUGGUACUACAUGCUCGGCUUCCACGCCUGCCAGGACCGGGCCCACCGCGCCGAGCUGUUUGACGCCUACGCCGCCCUCGCCCGCCAGCUGGUGCGGGAGCCCGCCCGCGGCCAGCAACAGCAGCAGCACCCUCAAGGGAAGGAGGGCGCCGUCUUCACCUUCCGGGACCUCUGGGUCGCCGUCCUGCGGGGCGGGGUCGUCGAGCUGCUGGGAAACGCCGGCCACGCGUCGCGCGUCCUGCACUUCCCGCCGCGCUUCUACCAGUUCAUGGCCAUGAGCCACCUCGCGCCCAAGGCGUCCGUCUGGCGCCUGAUGCAGGCCGUCAUCUGGGUCGAGGCGGUCACGCCCGACCUGUGCGCCCGCGAGGCCCACGACGUCGGCCCGCCCGUGCUCGAGUCCGACGAGGGCUGGGGCUUCGCGUGGUGCGCGCCGAGCCUGCGUAACAAGCUCGUCAAGUUCUACCGUCGCCUCAUCGGCAUGUUCGAGAACCCCUUGGAGAUCGAGCGCGGCCGCCAGUCGGGCAACUUCCUCAAGUGGUGCGAGGAGAACAACAACGGCGAGAUCCGCGUCGACAUCAAGCUCAUCCUGGCCGACGUCCUUCCGACCCGCAGCGCCUAG
Messenger RNA from Gaeumannomyces tritici R3-111a-1, 1311 nucleotides. RefSeq lists its product as hypothetical. Bases 1 to 1311 code for a protein of 436 amino acids. NCBI's taxonomy places the organism in Eukaryota, Fungi, Ascomycota, Sordariomycetes, Magnaporthales, Magnaporthaceae. The record is from RefSeq and is a predicted model, not a curated record. The transcript is spliced from 3 exons.